Messenger RNA from Rhizoctonia solani, 894 nucleotides. RefSeq names its product major facilitator superfamily transporter. The transcript is spliced from 11 exons. Gene Ontology annotation, cellular component: membrane. Lineage: Eukaryota; Fungi; Basidiomycota; Agaricomycetes; Cantharellales; Ceratobasidiaceae. Gene Ontology annotation, molecular function: transmembrane transporter activity. The record is from RefSeq and is a predicted model, not a curated record. The coding region runs from base 1 to 894 and encodes 297 amino acids. Gene Ontology annotation, biological process: transmembrane transport.
AUGGGACUAUUGCAUGCGAGCUACGGAAUGGGUGCAUUCAUCGCCCCUUUGAUUGCCACCCAAUUCGCACAACUACCUCGAUGGUCAUUUUAUUAUAUGACUUCACUCGGAGUUGCUCUUCUUAAUGCGCUAUCGCUCUUUUCGGCCUUCAAGCUCCGCCGGCUACAUGAUAUUACAGGUGUCAAUGAGCCCAACCUCAGUGCUUCCCAGAGUGAAGAGAGCAAAUAUAAGGGCAUACUCAGUUCUCGGGCUGUGCAGUUGAUAGCACUCUUUAUCUGGGUUUAUGUUGGAACUGAGGUUACUAUCGGAGGCUGGAUUGUCACGUUCAUUAUCGAAGUCCGUGGCGGUGGCGCAUCUGCAGGAUAUAUUAGUAGUGGCUUCUUUGGUGGACUAAUGCUAGGGCGUGUGGUGCUAUUAUGGAUUAACAAGAAGGUCGGGGAACGCCGGGUCGUGUAUAUCUAUGGCCUUUUGGCUAUCGGGCUCGAAUCAGUUGUCUGGCUCGUACCGGAUGUCAUUGGAAAUGCGCUUGCGGUGGCUGUCGUCGGCUUGUUCCUUGGUCCAAUGUAUCCUAUUGCGAUGAACAUAACUUCGAGCGUUAUUCCUAGGAGGAUCUUGACGGGGAGCAUCGGGUGGAUUGCAUCAUUUGGCCAGGCUGGAUCAGCGGCUUUUCCAUUUAUAACUGGUGUGUUUGCACAAAAGUAUGGCGUGAAAGUACUCCAGCCUUUGUUGGUCGGGACACUGGUACCUCAUCGUUUUAUGGUCCAUGGUUCCGUCGGGCCCUCGGCGCCGGGGAGACUAGUUCAUUACCUGUUUUCCUCACAGUCAAAAGCUGUCAUAGGCAUGUACCUCGCGGGUGCCCCCCUUUGUUUUUCUUCCAAAAUUAAAGCUCUUUGA